Molecule: messenger RNA, 2337 nt
Organism: Physcomitrium patens
Lineage: Eukaryota; Viridiplantae; Streptophyta; Bryopsida; Funariales; Funariaceae
Product: serine/threonine-protein kinase SRK2A
Biological process (GO): protein phosphorylation
Molecular function (GO): protein serine/threonine kinase activity; ATP binding
Source: RefSeq, a predicted model, not a curated record
UCUUGUAGCCGCCCCAUCGUCCCUACUGUCGCCCCACCACCACGGAGGGCUACGCUCAAUCUAUUGCCUUUCCUUGUCUCGUCGUCGUCCUCGUCCCUCUGGGUAUAACGCUGCCUCCAGGUAGCCUCCGGAUCGUUGCCAGUGUGUAGCGUGCUCGUGGGUUGCGAGAGAUUGUGAGGAUUUGAGUAAUUUCGCGUUUCGGUAGCUGUGGAGAGCGCGCAUGGGUUUGUUGGGCUUGGUUUUUUUGGGUUGGUUUUGAGUUAGUUGGGUUGAGGUUUGCGUUUGUGGAGAAAAGGGUAGAGGAUUGAGAGCGUGAGAGAGAGAGAGAGACGGACGCGAUGGAUAUUCCGAGCAUGCAUGACCACGACCGGUAUGAGCUGGUGAAAGACAUUGGGUCGGGGAAUUUCGGGGUCGCCAGGCUCAUGCGCGAUAAGAAGACCAGGGAGCUCGUUGCUGUCAAGUAUAUCGAACGCGGGGAGAAGAUUGACGAAAAUGUCCAGCGGGAAAUUAUCAACCACCGGUCGUUACGCCAUCCCAAUAUAGUGCGAUUUAAGGAGGUCAUGCUGACUCCAACCCAUUUGGCUAUUGUUAUGGAAUAUGCUGCUGGUGGAGAACUUUUUGAGCGAAUCUGUAACGCAGGCCGCUUCAGUGAAGAUGAGGCUAGAUUCUUCUUCCAGCAGCUAAUCUCGGGAGUGAGCUACUGUCAUUCCAUGCAAAUCUGCCACCGAGAUCUGAAGUUAGAGAACACGUUGCUUGAUGGAAGCCCAGCUCCUAGGCUGAAAAUAUGUGAUUUUGGAUAUUCGAAGUCCUCCUUGUUGCACUCGCAACCCAAGUCGACCGUGGGAACCCCUGCCUACAUUGCCCCAGAGGUUCUGUCGAAGAAAGAGUAUGAUGGCAAGAUUGCAGAUGUGUGGUCUUGCGGUGUUACCUUGUACGUGAUGUUGGUUGGAGCAUAUCCUUUCGAGGAUCCUGAAGACCCAAGGAAUUUCAGGAAAACCAUUGGGCGUAUCUUGAGCGUGCAGUACUCCAUCCCCGACUAUGUGCACAUUUCAGUGGAAUGCAGGCACUUACUUUCCAGGAUAUUUGUUGCUAACCCUGCUAAGAGAAUCAACAUUCAGGAAAUUAAAAACCAUGAAUGGUUUUUGAAGAAUUUACCAGCAGAUCUCGUGGAUCUUGCCGACAGGAGUUACGACUUUGAGGAUCCCAACCAUCCUCCACAGAGCAUCGAGGAAAUCAUGCGAAUUAUAAGUGAAGCCAGGGUGCUAGGAACAGGUGCUACAGGGGAUUACUUCGGUGAUAGCGUAGAUGACAUGGACUUGGAAAACGACGUAGAUCCCGAUGCGGAUCCCGAUGUGGGUAGCAGUGGGGAGUUUGUGUGCGCAAUGUAGGGUGGUAGCUAUAAGUAAGAAAUAUUUUUCAUUCGAAAUUAGAUUGGAUAAUAGGAGGUAAAAUGGUGUUGUAGUUAGAUAGAGUGGAAUACCCAUGUGUUUUUCGCUCUUUCUGUGGAUAGUUUUAUUGCACCAAAUCUCGAUGAUACCUAGGACGCGAAUUGGAAUACUUAACGACGAAGGCCACUACGUCCCCGCCUGUCGUCUUCAACAACGGUGUUGAAGCUGUAGUGUACAAUGCACAGGAAUUUAUUUGAAGAUGAUUGUCGUGGUUGUCGAAGGUCCUGGAACGUGGGGUCUUCUGAAAUUUGUGGAUCCUCGAGAACCCCCAGCCGAUGGGUGACGGAGGUGGAGAUUCUCAUGCGCAUGCCAAGGAUAAUGGUGAUUUGGCCAGAUGCGGUUAAGAUCGUCACAGGAACUUUCGGAUUUCGAAUACCUACUACAGUCUUUCUUUGCCCAAUAUCUUUUAAGGCGGUAGUUCAGGUAGAACCGGGUGUUUUUUUUUAGUAUGCCCCAGCGAAUAUAACUUGAUGGCUCAGGUCAACUGAGCUGAUGUCAUGGUAAAAUCCUUGUUUUUCCUACUUGUAACACCAAAUUAUCCCUUUGGGAAUAUCUCUCGUCGUUGGUGUUUUUAAAUCGAAGUGAAGUGUAGCGCACUAAAUGAAAUACGCUAACCCAAGCACGCUUCUGUAAUUUUUUGUAGUUCUUUUUUGAGGAGUCGGCGUUAAUUGCAGUUCAUAAGUGGAUAUGCAGAAGUCACGCUUGACAGUUUAAAAGGGAAAACAUCUUAGGCGUCCACGUAGUUCUUAUCUUAUGCACCUUCUGUUUACGUGCCAUUUGGUGCAAGUUUAGGAAUCCUGGACUCUACUUGGAGUUGCCACUGGAAAUUUGAUGUUUGGCCCUGUUCCUACCACGUGUGUGGAAAGUAAUGCACCUGUAUGUUUCUUAA